This is a messenger RNA of Solanum pennellii, 444 nucleotides long. RefSeq lists its product as uncharacterized. The record is from RefSeq and is a predicted model, not a curated record. Bases 1 to 444 code for a protein of 147 amino acids. The transcript has a single exon. Lineage: Eukaryota; Viridiplantae; Streptophyta; Magnoliopsida; Solanales; Solanaceae.
AUGGAUCGUUUAGAGGAUGUUGGCAUGCUAGAUGGUAAAGGAGCUCCUACACCUAUGACAUCAACUACCAUUUUGACAGCUUCAGUGAAUGAUCCUCCAGCUGAUGGUACUCUUUAUAGGCGGGUAAUUGGAAAGUUGCACUACUUAUCCUUUACGCGUCCUGACAUUUCCUUCACAGUUAGCAAGCUCUCUCAAUUUAUGCAAAAUCCACCCACUCUUACUGGAAAGCAAUCAAGCGAUUACUUCGUUAUCUUCGUCACACCUGCCAAUACGGCAUAUAGAUUGUCAAAGCUCCAUAUUCUCGUUUGGUUGUUUAUUCAUAUUCAGAUUGGGCUAAUGAUCAAAAUGAUUUCACUUCUACCUCUGGCUAUAUCACUUUCCCAGUCAACACACCAAUUUCAUGGGCCUUCAAGAAACAACACUCAAUAUCUUGAUCCUCUAUAG